This is a messenger RNA of Leptosomus discolor (cuckoo roller), 390 nucleotides long. It is a transcript of the gene C21H1orf74, whose product is annotated as chromosome 21 C1orf74 homolog. The record is from RefSeq and is a predicted model, not a curated record. Lineage: Eukaryota; Metazoa; Chordata; Aves; Leptosomiformes; Leptosomidae.
CUUGCCCACUUAGGGGCUGCCGAGGCCGUCAGCCCCGGCCCUGUGUCCUCCAGUGAGGUUGUCCCCGCGGGCUGGAACCUCUGCACCAUCAUCGGGGUGCUGCUGGGCUACCCAGCGGCGUACGCCUUCGCCGCGGAGGAGGGAGCCGAGAACUGCUUGGCGCUGACGCCGCUGAGGGUGUACACGGUCCAGGCCUCCUGCCCCAGGAUAAGGGAUGGUCUCAGGGUCCAGAUCUACUCCUUCAGCAUCCCGGAGAGCCUCUGCACGGAGCUGAAGGAGGUGCUGGAUGCUUGGCGCGAUGAGCUGAAGGAGGCCUUCAGCGCGCAGAGUGACUUUGUGGAUCUCUGCAUUACGAGCGAGGUGGUGUCUCUUCCAGUGGUUGCCUUGUAA